Molecule: messenger RNA, 3509 nt
Organism: Strongylocentrotus purpuratus (purple sea urchin)
Lineage: Eukaryota; Metazoa; Echinodermata; Echinoidea; Camarodonta; Strongylocentrotidae
Gene: gtf3a
Product: transcription factor IIIA
Exons: 10
Coding region: 40-1671 (543 amino acids)
Cellular component (GO): nucleus
Source: RefSeq, a predicted model, not a curated record
UAAGCCCAAACAGAAGAAGAUUUGGCAAGUGUCGAAAAUAUGUAUAUUUGCACUUUUGAGGACUGUUCUGCCAAUUAUAACAAGAAGUGGAAAUUGAUUGAACAUGAAGCCAAACACACUGGCACUAAUCCAUUCGUAUGUACACAUGAGGGAUGCACCAAGGCUUUCACCAGACAGCCCCAUCUACAAAGACAUCUGAGCUCUCAUAGCAGUCAAAAUGAUUUAUUAUGUGAGGAGGUGGGAUGUGGAGCUGCUUUCAGCAACAAAGAUAAUCUCAAGAAACAUAUUAAAAGAGUACACCAAGGCAGACAAUACAAGUGUGACUAUGAAGGGUGUGGCAAGACAUUCCACAAGCAUCAACACCUCACCGUUCAUCAGUACAUCCAUACCAAUAUCAAACCAUUCAAAUGUGAAGAAAAGGACUGUGAAGCAAGCUUUCUGAUACCAAGCAAACUCAAACGUCAUAUGAAGGUUCAUAAAGGGUACACCUGCACAAGAGAAGGUUGCAAUGAGUGGUUCGGUAAAUGGAGUGAAUUGACGGCUCAUUUAACAACACAUACAAUAGAAUUUAGUUGCAGUGAAUGCAGCAUGGUAUUCAACAAGAAACAUAAGUUACGUAAUCACAUGAUGGUACAUGCGACUGAGAGGGAGGUGUUUGUCUGUCCUAUGGAAGACUGUGAUAGACGGUUCAUCAAGCGUGAAAGCUUGCGGCUUCACAUCAGUAAGUUCCACAAGGGCGCCAGACCAUUUUCCUGUGCUCAUCCUGGCUGUAUGAAGACAUUCAGCUACAAGAAAUCUUUAGUUCAACAUCAAGUGGUCCAUAAACCUGGGUAUCAAAAACCACCAGCCAAGCCAAGAAAGAGACGGAGUCUUGCUUCAAGAAUAGCUGGCCAUGUUGACCUUGAAGGGCCUGACCUUCUAUCCAGUCCUUUCCAUACAUUGACCUUUGACCCUGGAAAGGAUGACUCGCCAAAGAUCCCUAAAAUGGACACUCAACUUCAAUUAGACAUCCCUGGUACAUCUGACUCUCCCAAAAGCCGCAAGAUGGACACUGAACUUCAAGAAGAGACUCCUAGUACGUCCAGUCCAGUUCCAUCAUGUAUGCCUUUAGCAACUUCAUCCAGAUGUGAUUGUUCUAAAAUGGACAGUCAACUUCAAGUAGACAUCACUGAUACAUCUGACUCUCCCAAAAGCCGCAAGAUGGACACUGAACUUCAAGAAGAGAUUCCUAGUACGUCCAGUCCAGUUCCAUCACGUAUGCCUUCAGCAACUUCAUCCAGAGGUGAUUGUUCUAAAAUGGACAGUCAACUUCAAGUAGAAAUCACUGGUACAUCUGACUCUCCUAAGAGCCCCAGUAUGGACACUGAACUUCAAGAAGAGAUUCCAAGUACGUCCAGUUCAGUUCCAUCAUGUAUGCCUUUAGCAAAUUCAUCCAAAGGUGAUUGUUCUAAAGCUGUCACACACAAGCCAAAAUCAUCUCAAGAUGAUGAAACAGACCUUGAUAAAUAUGCUGCAAAUAUUCUACUAGCAAUGCAGGGGUUAGAAUACAUCUCACCUGACUUUGAUGGAAGUAUGGAUAAGAGGUUCUCAGAGAUUGCUGAUCAUGGAGAGACAUCACUGGAGAAGGAUUGUUGUUUCACAAAUAACGAGAGGAUAGCGGGAAAAAAUUAGAAUCUCCCAGUCUUUGAUGAUAACUGUCCCGAUGUUGUAAAGAACGUACAUGUUGCCAUGGAGGUAGAAUCUAGUAAACAAUCUGGAGUAACAUCAGAGAAUAUUGAUGUAAAGGAAUAACUUGUGUGAUGGGAAUUGGUCCCAUUUUUAUACCUUAGGAAUCUGCUUGUGUUGGUGAUAUGGAUGUAUGCAUACUAUUAUUGGAAUAUUUAUAUCUUAGGGGAAGCAAAUCAUAGGAAAUGAUUCAUGUCAAAAUGCGAAAAACCAUGUAAACUAAGUGUGAUAUGUUAUCUGUAUUCUAUUACUGCUUUGGUAUUCUAGUUGAGAUUGAGGCUUUUUACCAAUGCCCUGCGAGUAUGUAGACAAGGUAUCUUGUACAUGUUGUAUUUACCUGCUAAGAAGACAUUAUUUAAUGCUUUGAACAAUGAAACUCCUUAUGGUAGCUGUGCUUUAAAAGCAGGAUAAGGGCCAGUCCCAUAUCACUGAUAACAGUAAUUAUAUUUUUGAUCAAUGAAAUCCUGUUCAGUGAUUGGUCAACAUGGCAUCAUGUGACCAAACAUAACAUUGCUUUAUGUAACCGUGACGUCAUCCAUGGUAUAGUGCACUAUAUCAUAGCACUAUACCAUGGAUGACAUCUUAUAUACGAUUGAUCAAGAUCAAUGUGCUAUUGGUCGCAACAGAAAUACCACUAUUCCUGCCACCUCGAUCUAUAAUUUCAACUAGAGCCUCUUAGUGCAUGGUAUAUUUGUUUACUAUGAUUACAUAAAGGUAUUGGAUAUUGGUUUUCUCUCACUAAUUAUUGCUAAUUGUUGCAAAUGAGCUUUCAGUGUCGAUUUUCUAAGACUCAAUUCCUUAUCUGUCUAUACGUAAGGAGACUGAUUUUAUAAUUGUAAUUGUUGUUACCUGUGAUAUGGACUGGCCCCUAAUCAUAGAAAGCUAUAAGCAUCACUGUGUGCUAGACAUAAGCUCUUCAUAAGAAGUCAAUAUUAUGAGGUGUCUCAGGUUUACAUGAAAGAAUAUAGUUCAAUGUGCAUAAACCUAUCUUGAAUUCUUAAAGGGGAAAAGUUAUUAAAAUUCUAUCAAAAUUGACUAUAAAGUAGUUACAUUCUUCAAGAUAACAUUGUAUUCAAAUAGGGGAAAAAUUGUGAAGUCAGAUAAUCAAUAUUUUUUAAAUGUUUUUUAAUGCUAUUAAAUAAAUUCUGCUAUAGAUUUUAACAAAUGACUAUUGGAGUACAAGUACUUUUGGCAAUUUACAAUUUCCUAUCUAGGAAAGUACCUCUACCUAUGUAAAUUUAGUCUUAUUAUUUCAUUAUCAAUUGUCAGUAUCAGUAUACUUAUUGCACAUAAUUGCAGGGAACAAACGUUGCUUAUUGAUGAGCAAUUUUGUUUUUGGAUUUGACAUCUAGACUUGUUUUUUUGCCUUGUUAGCAAAUGCAAUUUUAUAAAAAAAAUAGUCAUUAUUCUUUUACUAUUUAUUAUCAGAGGGCACAUCCCAUUUUUUUUAAGUUAAUGUAAACAACAACAAAAUUCUCCAGAUUUAGGAAGUCAUUUUAAAUAGUAUCAAUUCAUCAUUCUAACAUAAUUUUAUGUUACAUUGUUACUUUCAUAUAUUUUUAUGAUAUAUAAGUCAUUACAUAUAUAUUUCAUCAUGUUCUUGGGCAUUAUUUAUAUGUGCCAGCCAUCAUAAUCCUCAUUGGUGUUCUAAUAAAACUACAUAAAUAUCAUGAAACCUUUCCUGCUGUGCUUAUUUACAUCUAACAUGCUAUUGUUAUACAUUGAGAAUUGUAUUGUAUACAAAUUAUUUAUGAAGUGCAUUUAUGUUUACUUUUACUGUCUUC